Molecule: messenger RNA, 4616 nt
Organism: Sphaeramia orbicularis (orbiculate cardinalfish)
Lineage: Eukaryota; Metazoa; Chordata; Actinopteri; Kurtiformes; Apogonidae
Gene: rpgrip1
Product: RPGR interacting protein 1
Exons: 31
Coding region: 381-4505 (1374 amino acids)
Biological process (GO): non-motile cilium assembly; retinal rod cell development
Cellular component (GO): photoreceptor connecting cilium
Source: RefSeq, a predicted model, not a curated record
GAGUCUUGAAAGAAUGUAAUAUACACACACUGUGCACUUAUAGGCAUGCCACUGAACUGAAAGCAUGCAUGUACACAUAUCUACAGUCACUACCAGUAAAUCUUCUGUCUUUUUUGGAGUUUUCUGAAUGAAUUUAGAUCUGAGAACAUGUUUCACAAACUAACAGGGGUUGGGAAAGAGGAAGACAGGAUGAAGUGGGAUUAAAACUGAUAUCUUCUGAGCUCAAGGCAGAGACACACUUGUAGAGUCUAUGUAUUCUGCUGGAUGCCAGGAUAAAGCAGGCACGUUACAUGUUUCUUCCUCUUGACAAGAGGUACACCUUCUUUAGAUGGUCAUCAGUCAGGGUUGGGGCUUAUUGAUUGUUUGGGACAAGAGGUGUGAUGUCUCCAGUAGUGGAUGAAACAGCUGGGGAUCUCCCAGUCAGGGAUGUGGGGAUGAUGAGAGGAGGACUUAUGCCAACUGUCCCAGAUACUCUGCGAGAUACAAAACCAUGGAAGAAACAUCAUGUACUGAAGACAAAAGACCUACAUCGUGUAUUUCGGUUUCCCAAAGAGCAUCUGGAGGACCUGUGUUUACGGCUACAGGAAGAGAACAGCAUGCUGAAACAACACACACGUACACAAGAGCAGAGACUACGCAGGAUGUCCACCAGACUGAUGCGCAUCCAACAGGCUCGUCCCAGCUCUGGUGGUGUUAAGGAGAGGGACAUGGAGGACACCAUGCAGGAGCUGGAAGCCCGUGUGGCAAUGCUAGAAAGCCAAAAGGAGGUCCUGCAGAAUAAGUUAACCCUGGCCAAGCAGCACAUUAUGGACCUUGGAGGGCGCACACCAUACAAGCUCAGCAAAGGUAAAAGUAUUGAAGGGGAGGGUGGAGUCAGGAGGGCAGCGCAGACGGCUCCACCUCGCUAUGGACCAUCACUAGAAGACACAAAAGCAGAGAUGGAACGAUUCAGGUCCAGUGUGACGGAGCAGGUUCGGAUCGCAGAGCUGGAGCUGACUGCACAGUCACUCAGAGACACACUGAGAGAGAAGGAGAAGGAGAUAGAAGGAACCAUGAAAGACAUGAGGAGGUCACAGGCUGAGAGACACAGAAUCACUAUCAGAGAGAAUGUGGAUCUGAUUCGUCUACAAAAGCAGCUUUCAGAAAAGAGCACUGCCCUGAGAAUCACCCAGGAGAAGUUUAACAACUUGCAAGAAGCUUUUGAGAAACAGUUAGACGAGAGUCAAAAGUCACUGAGGGAAAGCCAGACGGCUCUACUGGGGAAGGUGGAGGAGCUGACUGAACAGCUGAAGCAGGAGAGACAGAGAGCGUUGGGGCUGGAGGGAAAGCUUACCUCUGCCUCCCUCUCUCUGCAGACGCUGGACAAGUUACAAGAUAGGAUAUCAGACCUAGAAGGAGAGAGGGACCUCAUAAAAGAAAACUAUGACACUCUACUUGAAAGAACUUUAUCUGUUCAAAGUAGUCAUGAUGUUCAGACUGAAAAACCAACAGAAGUGAAGUUAAAGAUGGAACAACAUGGAGAAAACGUGUGGAGAAUGGACAUCCAAAGACUGGAACAGAUGCUGCAAGUUGAAAGGGAGGAGAGAAGCAGACUGGAACUGGAGAAAGAGAGACUGAGACAAGAGAAGGAGAGACUAGAGGAGCAGAGAGCACGAGAAAGAGAAUCUCCUGUGUUGACGAGAAACAAACCAGAAAAUCUGCAACAUGAAAUUCUCCAAUAUAAAGAGCAGAUAUCUACUCUACAGGAAAGACUGGACUCUGUCACCAAGGUGUUUGACAUGAGUGUUGAGGAUCUCAGUGAUACACUUAUACAGAUUAGGGCCUUUAGGAUGCAGCAGGAAAGCAGAGAGAUCCCGUGUUUCCUUGAUGUUGACGGAAAAGUGGAUGAUUCACCUCAUGAGCUCACAAACAUUCAGGCAUCACAUGCUGAGACUGUGCUAGAAUUACAGAAAACUCGAAACCUUUUAUUGCUGGAGCAUCGCAUCACCAAGGACGCGCAGGAAGAGUUGAACAUAGUCACACACAAGAUGGAGAGGGAGAGGGAAGAGAACAGGAGGAGGAUAGCAGAGAAAGACAAACUUCUAUCAAAAAGAGCUCUACAGAUUAACACAUUACAAGCCCAGUUGAAAGAGCUAGUAUACAGCCCUAGGAAUUACAAACGGACCAUCCCAAUACAGUACACUUUGCCAGCUGGAGAUCAGGAAGUGGAGGAGCCCACUGAAGAUGAUCUGUCACUCUCUCAACUGAGGGCUGGAGAGUCACUGUUGGAGAUUCAGCUUAAGGCUGCCACUUUCACCCCAGCAGGGCUUCGGACUCUGACUACCCUUUGUCCUUUAGUGGAUGGAUCUGAAGACAUUGUGACCUUUUGCACCUACGGCCUCUUGGAUUUUGAAGUUCACUCCACUCCUAUGGUGUCAGGCAGCCACCCAAACUAUGGCUUUACAUCCCGCUACACUCUGACAGCCCGUGAUCUGGGACGGCUGGGAGGUCAGGGGUCAAGGGUCAAAGUGGAACUCCACCAGGCGUUAGGGGGUGUUCAGUUUGUGACGCAUGGAAGUGGGCAGAUGUCACUCAAGGGAGCCAUGGGAAGGAGAGGGGAGCGAAAUAAUGGACGUGUAAAUAUCACUGGCUCUGAGGGUCAAAUUGUAGGUGUUGUGGAUUUCUGGGUUCGACUGUUUCCUCCUGCAGAGCCAAUGGACACUAUUACAGAAAGAGAAGUUGAACGGAGAACAGCGCCACAAAGGAGACCAGUACAAAUCUCACUGGGUUGGCAAGACAGUCAACAUGAGGAGUUACAUGACUAUGGUGGAGGGAUACCCAAUGAGUUGGUGGUUAUGUUGGAGCGCUGUGUUGGCUUAAGUGCACGCUGGCCUGGACUCCUUCCUGAUGCCUACCUGCAGUAUAGGCUCUACGACCUGCCACCACAUGUCUCUGAAACAGUGCAGUGUACUCCUGACCCGGUGUUCAACGACACUACCAGCUACCCACUAGCAGUAACAGCUGAUGUGCUGCACUACCUGAGGUCAAGCAGUCUGUGGAUCUAUGUUUUUGAUGAUAGUGAUGAUCAGAUGCCACCAGCUUAUCUGGCUAAGACCCCAGUCCCACUUCGAGUUCUUGCCACAGGCAGCGAGAUCAGAGGUGACUAUGUCCUGAGGGAUCCAGCCGGUGGCCCGCGGGGUAUGGUCAGAAUCAUGAUAAAGUGGAAGUACCCUUUCCAUCCACCAGCAGACACUACACUUGGACGACAGGGGAGACAGGACAGGACAGUGGAAGGCACUGAAAGGGAGAAGCUGAAGAGAGAAGGGGUUGAGGUGUCACAGAGGCCCAUAGCCAAGCCCAGAGUGAAGAUACUUGUGGAAAAAACUUCAAGUUGCACACACAUCAAUCAACACAGUGAAAGAUUACAGACUCAGCUACUGGAGCCAAAAGGAACCCGAGCUGAAACAAAAGAGACAAAAGUUCAGCCUCAAUCUCCAUCUGGUAAACAGAAGAGUUCACAGGAACUAACCACAGACAAGAAAAAGUCCACCAAGAGGCCACCUGACCUUUACCGUGACACACUCCGCCUGACACCUGAGCCACGACUGAUGUCACCCUCUCGGUUAUCAACAAGCAGACCAUCUUCCAGACAAUCACCAGCUUCAUUGUCCAGGGGAAGCUCUGCUAGUGACAUCAGGACUCAGGAUCCUCAGUCUGUGGAUCAGGUGUCAGAAGAUAAAGAAGAGGAGAAUGAGAGUGAGGGGAGUGAAGCUGCAGAAUCUUCAGAUUCACAUUCCUCCCAAAGCGACAUUAUCAUCAUUCCCCCAACACGCAAAGUAAGAAAAGGGCAGAAGAUGAGAGUUGAGAUCCUGUCGCUGACAUUUGAACCAUCCUCACAUGUGGCGCUGGAUAAAUCAAUUCAGUGUGUUUAUGUGGAAUAUCGACUACUGGGUGUUCCCAUGGAGACAACAGAAACACCAAUGUCCCUCCGCAAGCCCACAAAGGGGGAGGAGAUUCACUAUAACUUCACAAGAGUGAUCUAUGUGGAUGGCCUCCACUCAGCUCCACUCCGACAGUAUCUUUACACUAUGUUGGAGAGGACGGAUCCCAACAAUGGCAGGUUGAAAUUCACAGUAGUCAGCGAGCCGAUGGAUGAGGAGGAGGAGGAGUGUGUGGAUGUCGGACAUGCCUUCGUUGACCUCCAGGAACUGCUGCUCACAGGAAAUGAUGUCAUUGAACAACAGAUCGACAUCGUGAGUGUGGAUGAAGAUAAAGAAGUGAUUGGAAAUCUCAAAGUGUCUGUAGAAGCAGCAAAAGCUCUAACUGGGAUAUAUAAAGAGUUUCACCCGAAGAAGCACACUAAGAAAAAAGAUGAGACAGAGGAAGAUGAGGAUGAAGAUGGAGAUGAAGGUGAAGACAGAGGUGAAGAUAAAGAUGAAGUGGAGAAGGAAGAAGAGGAGCAGGAAAAAGCAAGCAAGAAAAAAAAGAUGCAAAUGACAGAUUGUGAUGAUGACAGUGACUUCUAAUGAAAGUAUAAAUAAGAGGUGAUCAAAGAAUGAGUCUACACAAAGGGCAAAGCCAUUCCUCUGAUGUUUAUUCAACAAUUUUCAUAAGAAAUUAACCAAAUAAUUAGAAAU